Messenger RNA from Grammomys surdaster, 8599 nucleotides. It is a transcript of the gene Kpna4, whose product is annotated as karyopherin subunit alpha 4. Gene Ontology annotation, biological process: NLS-bearing protein import into nucleus. The record is from RefSeq and is a predicted model, not a curated record. Gene Ontology annotation, cellular component: nucleoplasm; nucleus; cytoplasm. Gene Ontology annotation, molecular function: protein binding; nuclear import signal receptor activity. Bases 292 to 1857 code for a protein of 521 amino acids. NCBI's taxonomy places the organism in Eukaryota, Metazoa, Chordata, Mammalia, Rodentia, Muridae. The transcript is spliced from 17 exons.
AAAGCCGGGCCCUCAGAUCGAGGCUGCCACCCCCUCUCAGCCGGCAGCACAUUCCGCCGCCGUUGCCGCCGCCGGCCCCGCAGUCGUCUUGGCCAGAGCUGCUGUGGUACCCGGGCUCAGGGCAGGAGAGGGCAGCCAGGGAGCGGAGGCCGCUGAGGCCGGGCGAGAGGAAGGGAGCGGACGGGCGGGCGGCGCAGGCGGCGGCCAGCUUCCUGGGAGCGUCGGUGCGGCGCGGUGGUUGGGGCGGAUCCCGCGGGGCCCGGGCGGGGGGGGAGAGUCGCCGGCCCGGCCAUGGCGGACAACGAGAAAUUGGACAACCAACGGCUCAAGAAUUUUAAGAACAAAGGCCGCGACUUGGAGACUAUGAGAAGACAACGGAAUGAAGUUGUAGUUGAAUUACGGAAGAAUAAAAGAGAUGAACAUCUCUUAAAGAGAAGGAAUGUACCACAAGAAGAUAUCUGUGAAGACUCCGAUAUAGAUGGUGAUUAUAGAGUGCAAAAUACCUCUCUAGAAGCUAUUGUUCAAAAUGCUUCAAGUGAUAACCAAGGAAUUCAAUUAAGUGCAGUUCAAGCUGCUAGGAAGCUUUUAUCCAGUGAUCGAAAUCCCCCAAUUGAUGACUUAAUAAAAUCUGGAAUAUUGCCUAUUUUAGUUCAUUGUCUUGAAAGAGAUGACAAUCCUUCUUUACAGUUUGAAGCUGCGUGGGCUUUGACAAACAUUGCAUCUGGAACGUCUGAACAGACGCAAGCAGUGGUUCAGUCCAAUGCUGUACCACUUUUCCUGAGGCUUCUACAUUCACCCCAUCAGAAUGUCUGUGAACAGGCAGUGUGGGCAUUGGGAAACAUCAUAGGUGAUGGACCUCAGUGUAGAGAUUAUGUGAUAAGCCUUGGAGUUGUAAAACCUCUGCUUUCAUUCAUAAGUCCAUCUAUCCCUAUAACAUUCUUAAGAAAUGUUACCUGGGUUAUGGUCAACUUAUGUCGUCACAAAGACCCACCACCACCAAUGGAGACGAUUCAGGAGAUUCUUCCAGCUCUUUGUGUAUUAAUUCAUCACACAGAUGUAAAUAUACUGGUAGAUACUGUCUGGGCCCUGUCUUACCUUACGGAUGCUGGCAAUGAACAGAUACAGAUGGUAAUAGACUCCGGAAUAGUUCCUCACUUGGUUCCGCUACUCAGCCACCAGGAAGUUAAAGUUCAGACUGCUGCUCUGCGAGCUGUGGGCAACAUUGUCACUGGAACUGAUGAGCAGACACAAGUAGUUUUAAACUGUGAUGCUCUCUCACACUUCCCAGCACUCCUCACUCAUCCCAAAGAGAAAAUUAAUAAAGAAGCAGUGUGGUUCCUCUCCAACAUCACCGCAGGAAAUCAACAGCAGGUUCAGGCAGUAAUUGAUGCCAAUCUUGUACCAAUGAUAAUACACCUUUUGGAUAAGGGAGAUUUUGGCACUCAGAAAGAAGCUGCAUGGGCCAUCAGUAACUUAACAAUCAGUGGGAGGAAAGACCAAGUGGCCUAUCUUAUCCAACAAAAUGUUAUUCCACCUUUUUGCAAUUUGCUGACUGUAAAAGAUGCACAGGUUGUGCAGGUAGUACUUGAUGGACUAAGUAAUAUAUUGAAAAUGGCUGAAGAUCAAGCAGAAACCAUAGCCAAUCUCAUAGAAGAAUGUGGUGGACUGGAGAAAAUUGAACAACUUCAGAAUCAUGAAAAUGAGGACAUCUACAAAUUGGCCUAUGAGAUCAUUGACCAGUUCUUCUCUUCAGAUGAUAUUGAUGAAGAUCCUAGCCUUGUUCCAGAGUCAGUUCAAGGUGGAACAUUUGGUUUCAAUUCAUCUACCAAUGUACCAACAGAAGGGUUCCAGUUUUAGGAAGAUGUUGUGGAAGUUAGGUACAAUGCAGCACCGAGAAACAUAUAUAUAUAUACACAUAUAUAUAAAAGGUUUGAUCCAUCAAGCUUGGCUCAUGGGAUCUGCUGCUGCAUUAAAUCGGGAGAGAAAAUGUGAAGAUUUCAUUUGGAGUCACAGAAAAUGCCCAAAUGAGGUCAAGGUGGCGAGUGGGUGCGAGUGAGAAUGAGUGGCAAUGUAAGGAAAACGAAUGCUUAUUUAGGUUGAGAGGAAAGGGCUACAGGUCAUAGGUCUUCAGUGCCUGAGACGGAGCAUUGACUUACUCUAUCAAUUGAGAAGUGAAAUGCCAUCAUCAUCAAGCCUUGUAAGCAUAAAGGCGAUGCCCAUAUAAGUCAAGGAAAAUGAGCCCAGGCCUCGCUGUGAAGCAGUGUGUGAAUGGACAGUGUUGAAUGAAUGUCUGGCUCCGUGGUAGAGAGCCAGGUUCAUCUUUCAAAUCUAGGGCUCUUCACACAUGAAGCAGACUCCUAGUCCUGGAGUGACUGUGUAACAAGAGUAUGGUUGUGGUGCUGUAUGUGGACGCAUGCAAGCUUGAUUUGCCUUCAGGGGGCUGAUAACAAACCUAGUAGAUCAUCAAAGUGAGAUCACAAGUGUUAACGUACACUGGACAGGAAAACAAAGACCGGUUUAGCAGCAGACAUUGGUUUACUCUGCAGCCUGUGUUUUCUAUUCUCCCUCUACCUUAUGCCCCACCCUACCCCACCCCUUUUUUUAUUUAGUUUUUAUUUACUUUACCUAGUAUGGCUUUUUUAGUUGCUUCUCAAGUCAGAAAACUUCAGGAAGGUUUCCCUGUGCAUUUGCACCAGAUGAGUGUUUGAUGCUAUGAAAAGCUUUCCAUAUCAUCAAAACUAAUUUGUGUAGAUUUUUGCAUGAAAAAAAUCAUAAAUUUCCCUCACAAUAGACUGUGUUGCAGUACACAAGUUGCCAUAAUAGUAUAAAAUGUGCUUUAAAAGCCAUUCUUUUCAUUUUCAGAGAUAACAUAAAGAUAUUUGCAUGAAGUAAAUCUACAGCAUAGUUCAUUUUUAGAUUUUGUUGAGUCCUGUAAAGAAGAAAAGUUUCAGUUGUGAUAGAAUACCGUGCUGUGUUUAAAUGUUAACUUGUUUUCAAACUUUGUUUUCUAUGAAAAUGAUAUGGAAACUUCUAAAAUGGAAUUUGGUGCAUAUGUACUGCUGAAUAAAGACCGAUGAAGAGGUUUGAGUAGAUGUACAAAUCAAGUAAUGGUUUGAACACCUUUAAUAAUAUGCCUAAUCUGUUUAAUUGUUUUAGAAUCUUUUUAUCUUAGAUGUAGGCAGCCAUGAACAAUCUAUUUUGAGCCACUUUAGGGAGAAAAACUUUGUAUUUUUAAAACUUGCAUAAAAAUUAUGCAAGUGGUUUUUAUAAAUUGGAAUAAUACCUCAGUUUUGAGGUUAUGCACACUAAAUUAAAUAUGUCAUAAAUUAAUUUGUACAAAAAGAACUCUUUAUAAGGUGGCUCAUUGUAGGAAAUCCUGUGCCUUCCCCUUUGAGCACAAGUGUUGCAUGAACAACAGUUUGCUAUAAAAAACAUACCAGGUUAGCCACCAUUAGCAUCUAUAUCUACUUUGUGUUUAAAAAUCAACUGGUAAUUCUGAAACACUGUAGAAUGGAUAAAAAUUAUUUUGUGAUCAUAACUCUUUGUUGAACUAGAGUAUUUUUGCAGCAUUCCUUGUCAUCAAAAACAUGGUUAAACUUUAAAACUAGAAGCAGCAGAAAACUAGCUUGUAAAAUUUAUUCAAGUAGAGUACAGGCUAGGCUGUCUUGGGGAAAUAAACAUUAAAACUUAAAGCAAUGUUUUACAUGGGGCGCGUGUGUGGUGUGUGGAUUUCUUUUUCUAUUUAAUGUUUUUCAGAGUAUACCUCAAUGGCUCCUAUUAGCUUUUUGUCUGUCUUAAGCCUUUUUCCUAGAACCAACAUAAGACAUGUCAUAAGCUCUGUAAUUUCAUUCUGGGUGUAUUAGUAUUUCAGUUCACAGAACUUGUUCAGUUGACACCAUCUACAAUUGCAGUGUCUCCCUGUUGACACUAACCAAGGCUUUGACCUUCCUUCACUUUGUCAAGUCAAGAGGAUUAAGAGACAGCUUGAGUUAUAUUUUAAAUAUUGACAUAGCCAACAUGUGGCUCCAAAUGAGAGAAUACACACAAGGCCUUUUUUUUUUCCAGAAAGCUUAAAUUCUAAUUUUUUAGUAAAGAGUAAUCAGUGUGCUUGUAAUAGGCCAAUUAUACAGAAUAGUUAUCCAUAUAUAUAAAGACUCCUGGUAGGUAGCUGAGCAUGUAAUUCUAGCUCUCAGUAAGCUGAGGCAGGAGAAUUACCAAGUUAAAAUCCAGCCUGGGCUUUAUUGUCAUAAGACCCUGCUUCAGAAAUUAAUGUAUAGGAGCAAUAUUCCUGUCUCUAAGGGCUACCUGAAGGUCUAAAUAUUUGUCUAGAUAAGGUCUAAACUGAUCUCUAUAGGACAUUGAUUUUUUUUCUAGAAUUCUAAGGUAUGCUUUUGUAUAUCUGAAACUUGUCCCACAUAAACAACUUUUUAAAUAUUCUCCAGUGAUCUAGGAAAUGGAUUUAAUUUUUACAGAAGUCAUUAUUAUGUCUAUAAGGGGAAGUAGAGCAGUGAGUCUAAUAAGCUAAAUGGUCUUAGUUUUCAUGAUAUUAAACUGCCGUUUUUGACACCAAGCCCCUCUCAAGUACUAAAAAAUGAUACUAUGUUAAGUAUGAGUAGUGUAUAUUUAUUUUAUAAUUUUGAAAGGCAUCAAUAAUUGUGUGGAAUGGUGAACCUGGUAUUUUCCGUAUUGCACUAGGCCAAACCUAUAGCAUUUCUGUAAUGGAAGCUAUCUGCAUACCAUUUAGAUGCACCUGGAGAGUUUAGUUAGUUGACUGCACCUCAUAAGAUUGAAGGUACUUCUUGCAUUUUUUUUCUCUAAGGUCUGAAAUGACUGGGUUUGUUGUAAUAUCAAUAUAACUUAUGGAACACUCUUCCAAUUCUUUGUUGUUUCAGAUUCAGCAAAAGCUAGAAAUAAGUUUUUGUCUUUUAAGACUGUAACUAAUUACCUCAAGCUUGUUGCCCUAAAACAUGACACAUGUCUGCUUCACAGUUUCUGUGGGUCAGAAAUCUAGUUAAAGUUUGGUUAGAUCCUCUCUCUACUCAGGGCUUUACAAGUCUGAAUUUCAUCUGAAGUGAGGGCUCUUGCUCUGUGCGCUUACGUGACACAAUCCAUUUCCUUGUAGCAGUAGAGCUCCUGGCUGCUUGCUUGCUUCUUUAGGACUACCAGGAGACUCUUUGAUCUCAGGAGAAGCCUGUGCCCUCUUUUGAAGGACUGGCUUGCUAAGGUCAGGUCCCUCAUCCCCCAGAGUAAUUUCUCUUUUGAUUAAACCUUAAACCUUCAUUACACUUGGAAAAUCCCUUCACAUUUGAUACAUUCUGGUCCAUGAAAGAGAUAUUGUCAGAUUAACAGAUCCUGCCCUCUAGCCGGAAGGUAUUGUACAAGGUUUGUAUACCAGGUCUUUUUGGGGGCUGUUGUACAAUCUACAUAUCAUUAAACUACAAAGUGUCACAAUUGGGACAAUUUAAAAGUGAUUACCCCCGCACAGUAUAAGCUAAUUUUUAUUAAGAUACCUGUGAGAAACCAUCAAAAAUUAUGGUUCAGCUUACCUCCAAAGUACAAAGUUUCCAUGUAGUGUUGGAAUUUCUAAGAGUUCCUAAAGUACACAAUGAAAUGAUUUAUUCUAACCCUCUUAAAGAGUUAAUGAAAAGUGGAUUUGUCCAAAGUCGCAUAUUAUUAAGGACCAGGUUAAUUCCUAGAUGUUUACUUCCACUGUCAGGCAGUGUUUGGAGCAACUAUUUAAAUUUGUAAACCAAUGCAAAAUAAACACUUUUUAAUGUUUAAAUUUUAUUUUUAAAUUAUUGCCAACUAUAUUAGAGGCCUAGAUAUUUGAGUGUCCUUACACUUUUUUAAAUGAGGUUACUUUUAUUACAUAUCAUUCAAUAAUUUAAUAUAAAGAAAUCCAGAUGACUUUUCAAUAUUAUCCAAAUACUUCACAAGUAAAUCUGGACUUAAAAUUUAGCCUUCAAAUGCUUUACUUGUAAACUUGUUAAAUAACCACAGAACACAUUAUUAAAACCUGCUCUUUUUAGGGCUGGGGAUACAGUUCAGUUGUAUGACACUUGUCUAGCAUGUGAGAAGCCUAGCACUGGAAAUAUGAGAGGAGGGGUAUGUAUACAUGUAUAUGAAUAUUCAUAUAUGUGGUUUUUUAAAAUACAUAGAUGUUGCUGCAUAGGUGUCCACAUUAAAUCACAGCGCACAUUGAUGGCCAUGGUACAACCUUUUUUUUAUAAAAAUUGUACUCACUGUGUUGCUGAGACAGGCUUCUGUCUCGUCUCCUUUCUCUGCUCAUACCAUCUUCAUGCCUCAGCCUUCCCAUGUCACUGCAUUUUCCUAUGUAGUGCACAUUAACUCUUAAUAAAGGACGCUGUAAAGCCUAGCACUGUGAUCAGAAGUAGUGAUCUUCUGGACUUGUUUUAUUAUUUAAAUACUGCAUUAGUCAUAUAUGAGAAAAAUAGAAUUAACAUGCCGCCGCCAACCCUCAGAGACUUAACCUAGCAAUUCUAUUAACUUGAAUAGUCCUAAAAAUAGCAGGCCCUUUAAAUAAUAGAAGGUUUGCUCUGGAUGUCUGUGUCAAGCUGUUCUUUUCUGACAUUAAUUUAGUAGCUUCUGCUUUGUGAGACCAGCUGAGUAUACAGGAAAGUGCCUCCCACCAGGGCCACAGUAGCCCCUUGUGGUUUCUGACCCUGCCCUGUGCUUGCCUUUUCUCCACAAAUUUCAUCUCCUAGGUAUCUCACAGGAUAUUACCUUCUCCAAGUUACUUAGUUUUUCUAAACUAUCAGUUCUAGUUGUAAUCAUUGUAAAGAUAUUUAGGGCCUUGUAAGAUGGCUCACCGGCUAAAGGUGGUUAACACUGAGCCUGAUGCAAAUUGGGUCCCUGGAACCACAUGGUGGAAGGAGAGGCCUGACUCUUGAAAGUUGGCCUCUGACCUCCAUGAGUGUGCCCCCAUCCCUUACACACACACACAACACACUAAAAAAUUAUUAAGAAAUGACCUUUUCUGUGUCUCUUAAAGCUUUAUCCUAUUUUCCCUAACUGUAUUUGACUACUUCUCUGGAUAGCUUUGUUCGGUUGGUUUUGACUUUCUCUUAAUAAUUGAAUACUCCAUACAUGGCAAAUUUUAAAGAGAUUUGGACUGGGUCCAGGGUCAGGGCCUGCAUCUAGUGAUGGCUGCCUCUGGUGAUCAAGAACAUCAUGUGACAAGAGGUGGAGUGCUAAUAUGUAUAUGUGUUCUUUUACCUGAUGUCUUCCUAUCCCACAAACCUUGCAUCAUAGGGCUCUAAUGACGGUGGAAACUAGAGACCUCGUCUAACCUUAUCAUAUUCCAGAUGCUCCACCUGUAAAUACUGUUGAUAAAGUUGUCAGCCUUAAUACUUCAAAAUGGGUAAAGGCUUGGGAGACAAACAACAGCAGUAGCAAAUGAACUCUGACUGUAGUUGCUAAGUUUACCCAAGGUUUCCUCCAAUCUGUUGUCUAUUCUAAUUUGAAACAACUAUUAGGAAUAUCUAAUAAUCUACAUGGUGUUUAUGGUAAGUUCAAUCAGUGGUUAUUUGCCUUCCAGAUAAUCCCUUCACUGUGCCUCCCCGUCCGCUAAGCCCUCCUCAUUUUACUGUGUGUAUGUUUGAGAGUGUGUGUGCUGAGCAUGCUAAACACCACUGAGCUACAUCCCCAGCCUGCCUUUUUAUUGUUUAAGCAUAUGGUAAUACUAACUCUCCAACUUAACUAAAGAGUGUCUUUUUCCAAAGAAACGUGGAAACUUUCCAUAAUUUGACUCAUAAUUGGUGGGAUGUUCUAGAUAACCUCUCCUACAGUAUUAAGGGUUUUAUCUCUGUUCAGCCCUGCAUGAAACGUAGCUUUUGGGUAUUCUGGAUAGCUUCUACCUCUAGCCUUUUCCCCUUUGAUUUGCCAGUGUGCUGCCUUUGUGAACAGGUGAAGUCUUCAACAAAUCUAGUACCUCCCAGUAUUGCAGGUUUAACUCCUGCAGUUCUGCCACAUCUGUAUUUUCAUAGCUGGCUUACUGCUCUUUAACACAGUGGUGCCUCUGGCCGUCUUAACAUAUAACCUGAGGCAUUAUGUACAUAAUAGAGCUGGUGCAGAAAAAACUUUCAUUCUCCUUUGAACCAGUGGAGGAUCGUCAUUUAAAUAGUGGCUUUGUUCUGGUCCGAAUCCACUGUGGCUAGAGGUGCUAAGAGUACUGCAAACUGUCUUAAUCACUAUCCCUAUAGUCCUUGUGUACCCCCGGGAGCAGGAAGUAAGGGAGAACUUACCUCACUAGUAUCCUGGUUUUUCUCAACUCCUCUCUUGUCCCUCAAAUAUUUUAAACCUAUGACCUUCAGGAAGUCAGGAAUAUAGAUAGCUAAGGCUAUCUCCCAUCCUUGCCAUCCCAUUAACUCUCAUUUUGCAAUAUGUGUUUUAUGUUGAUGGUGAUUUUUCAGUCUGUAGUGUCUGUUCACUCAUUGCUUUCACACCUGCGUUUCUUGUCUUUCUCCUGCUAGAUUGUAAGCUCCUUAAGGGCAAGGUCAGCAUAUCAGCAAAGCUCUGUAAACAAUGAACGUGCCUGAAUUCUGUGGGCACUCAAUAAAAGUGUGUGAUAAUGAUGCAA